GCAAUCUUGUCUUCAAUUGCUGGUCUUAGAACACCAUGGCGGACGAGAACAUAUAUGACGAGAUCGAAAUCGAGGACAUGACAUUCGACGAGACUUUACAGAUAUACCACUACCCAUGUCCCUGCGGCGACCGCUUCGAAAUCAACAUUGAUGAUCUUCGCGAUGGGGAAGAGAUCGCAGUGUGCCCGAGUUGUAGCCUGCAGAUCCGCGUCAUCUUCGACCUCGAGGAUUUACCAAAGCCAGAUGGUGGCGAGCAGCAGAAGCCGCAGACUGCUCCUCAGCAGGUUGCAGCGGCGGCUUGAACGGAGCUCCGCGUCAUUGGGAAGAUACGAAGAGAUAAUGCACAUGCGAGGAGGAAGCCGACCUGUGCAUGCCGACCUAUGCUAGACAGAGCGCUGAGGCACAUGCUUUGCUAGCAGGGGAAGAGCCAGACCCGGAGAAGUCGUACACAUCAAACACCAGCGAUU
Molecule: messenger RNA, 467 nt
Organism: Cercospora beticola
Lineage: Eukaryota; Fungi; Ascomycota; Dothideomycetes; Mycosphaerellales; Mycosphaerellaceae
Gene: KTI11
Product: Kti11p
Source: RefSeq, a predicted model, not a curated record